CCCUUCUCAGGGGCGGCGGCUUCUAUGAUCGCGCGAGAGCCUGUGGGGUCGCGAGAAUACGGCCGUCCACGAGUUCUCAUAUCUGAAGAGCUCCGACAGUCACAAAGGAGACCUGCUGGAUCUCAGAGACCAGGACCACUACAAGAGCGGAAUGGAGGAGGACAACCAGGACCCGGAGCCCCGGAGCAACAACGUCCCCGGAGGACAAACAGCAGGCUCGAGCUCUGAUAGCACCGAUGUUCAGAAACGGAGAGGAGAGGGACCCAAACGUCACCACUGUCAGCACUGUGACAAAUCCUUCACAUGCCCUACAUAUCUAAAGCUUCAUCUCAGACUUCACACUGGAGAGAGACUGUACGUUUGUGACCAGUGUGGGAAAGCUUUCAUUCGCAAAUUUAACCUAAAUAAGCACCAUCUUAUUCACAAAGGGGAGAAACGGCACUGCUGUGACCAGUGUGGGAAAGGUUUCAUUUCACUAGGUGAAUUAAAAAGGCACAAUCGUGUUCACACUGGAGAAAAACCAUACCGUUGUGACCAAUGUGGGAGAAGUUUCAGAAUAUCAAGCCACCUACAUGUCCAUCGACGUAUUCACACUGGGGAGAAACCGUACAGCUGUGACCAAUGUGAGAAACGUUUCACUAGAUCAGAUAAUCUAGUAAAGCACAGACGUGUUCACACUGGGGAAAAACCGUACUGGUGUGACCAAUGUGGGAAAUCUUUCACUACAUCAAGUAACCUAGAUGUCCAUCGACGUGUUCACACUAGGGAAAAAUCCCACUGGUGUGACCAAUGCGGGAAAGCCUUCAGUACCUUAAGUAGCCUAAAGAAGCACAGUCUUCUUCACACUGCGGAGAAACAGCACUGUUGUGACCAAUGUGGGAGAAGUUUCAUUUUUUUAGGUCACUUAAAAAGGCACCAUUGUGUUCACACUGGAGAAAAAACGCACUGCUGUGAACAAUGUGGGAAAGCCUUCACUACAUCAGGUCAACUAGAUGUUCAUCGACGUGUUAACACUGGGGAGAAACCGUACUGCUGUGACCAAUGUAGGAAAGAUUUCACUACGUCAAGUGAUAUAGUAAAGCACAGACGUGUUCACACUGGAGAGAAAUCGUACUCGUGCGACCAAUGCGGGAAAGCUUUUUCACAGCGUCGUCACCUUAAAGCCCACAAAUGCAUUAACUCUGCUUCGUUUUGAAAAAAAUUUCAGAGCCAAGCAAGCUGUUCCCUCCUCUCCCCUCAUGCCUCGAUCGCGUGUUCAUUUACAAUUCAAAUUAAUUUAGAUGGCGCCAAUAACAACAGUUCUCUCAUUGCGUUUCAUAAAGAGCAGGUCUUUUUUCAAGAGGCAGCAACCUCGUGCAGAACCAUUAACCUGUCACAGUAUAUGAAAAUUUAGUGAAAAUGCUGAGAUUAUGUUAGUAUG
This is a messenger RNA of Micropterus salmoides (largemouth bass), 1420 nucleotides long. RefSeq names its product zinc finger protein 239-like. NCBI's taxonomy places the organism in Eukaryota, Metazoa, Chordata, Actinopteri, Centrarchiformes, Centrarchidae. The transcript has 2 exons. The record is from RefSeq and is a predicted model, not a curated record. Bases 152 to 1195 code for a protein of 347 amino acids.